Molecule: messenger RNA, 654 nt
Organism: Arabis nemorensis
Lineage: Eukaryota; Viridiplantae; Streptophyta; Magnoliopsida; Brassicales; Brassicaceae
Source: the annotation of a GenBank genome assembly
AUGAUGAAUCGGCUAUUUGGAAAACCCAAGCAGGAGUCUAAUGCUCUCCAAACAUUGGACAAGCUAAACGAGACUCUUGAGAUGCUAGAGAAGAAGGAGAAAGUACUCCUGAAGAAGGCUGGACAAGAGGUUGAGAAGGCGAAAGAAUACACCCGUGCAAAGAAUAAACGCGCGGCUAUACAGUGUUUGAAAAGGAAGAGGUUAUAUGAGCAACAAGUCGAACAGCUUGGGAAUUUCCAGCUGCGUAUACAUGAUCAAAUGAUUAUGUUAGAAGGCGCGAAAGCAACAACAGAAACCGUAGAUGCAUUGAGGAGCGGAGCUUCUGCAAUGAAAGCAAUGCAGAAAGCAACAAAUAUCGAUGAUGUGGACAAAACCAUGGACGAAAUCAAUGAGCAGACUGAGAACAUGAAGCAGAUCCAAGAAGCAUUGUCAACUCCAAUCGGGUCAGCAGCUGAUUUUGAUGAGGAUGAGCUUGAAGCAGAGCUUGAAGAACUAGAAGGUGCAGAGCUUGAAGAGCAACUUCUUCAACCGACAACUCCAUUGCCUUCUGUUACUGUGACUGGUGUGCGUCAACCUGCUCGUCCUGCUGCUCAGAAGCAGCGGACUGCUGAGGAAGACGAACUCGCUGCGUUACAGGCUGAGAUGGCCCUCUAA